UCAAUUGAAGAGCACAUUGUUGAUGAUAACAACACUUCCUGUCAGUGCUUGCAAGAAAAAUUAUCUUUAUUGAUUUAUUUGAUGUAAGAAGUAUGAUGACAGUAUUCAAAUAAUUCCGACGGAGCUGCAGGGAAAAGUGUUGUUAUUCAUGACUGAUGAAACAGUUGUUUAUGUUAAUGAUGAAAAGUUGUGCUUAAAAACUGUGCCACUAUGGCAGAAGGCAGGCUUAGGAAAAGAGACCAACGGUAUGAUAAACUUGUACAGGGAAGUAGUAAGCUACACAGAGAUAUUGAGAACCUUGAAAAUGCAUACCUCCUUCAUCAACAAAUUGUAAAGGAAGAUGAAAAUAAUGUCAAGGGAAUGAUCAGGAAAGAGUUAGGGGGUUCAAGAUGGGCUCAUGGUGGUGCUGGCAAACUCACAACAUAUAAAUCAAGCAAAGACCUUGUUGAUCAAGAGAACAAUGCUCCACAGAAUAGCACCAGAGUUCUACAGUCUGAAAGGUCACAACAUAAAUCACAAGAGGAUAAUAGUAAAACUAAAGUGUUAAACAAAAAAGAUCAGAGUGUUAAUAUGGAUCAGCCACCAGAUACAGCCGACAAAAUUCUAGACUUGAAAACAAAAGUAUUGAAAAAAGCCAGUUCGAACAUUAUAAAAAGAGACACAUGGUCAGAACCUUUGGAUAACAAGUCAUUAAAAUCUAACAACAAGCAUGUUUCUAAAGCUCUCCAACAUAAACCUGAAAUAAAAAAUGUUGGUGUGAAGCAGAACACUUCAGCGUCAAAAGCUGUUAAGGCUGUUAAAAGAAGCAGCUCAUUAAAACGUGAAACCAGUGACUCCUCAAGAUCACCAGCCGUUGUUGCUGGAAAAUGUAAAGAGAAUAAACAAAAUAAAAUCCCAGUAAAUAAUUCCAGAAAAGAGCCUACUAAAACAAUAUCAAACCAGAAUGGUGUUGAAUCACAGAGAAGGUCAAGAAUUGAUAUGUUUAAAGACAGAGAAGUGAGAAGAGAAAACUUAGAACAUGUAAAUGGUGUUAUGAUACCUGAUGAUAGUAAUCAAAAUAAUGGUAAUGAAUCGAGUAGGUCUAUAGGUAAAACAUACACACCAAGAAAACUGAAGUCUCAGUCAAAUGCCAGAGUGACAAGUGAUGUUUCUCAAAGCAUUUUCUUAACACAAGCACCAGAACCUCCAGAAAUCUAUAUUGAUCCAAGGAAGGGACAGGUUCGUAUUUUGGCAGGGAAAGAUGAAAGUUUUAAUGAUAUUUCUAGUCUUGAAGGAACCAAAGUUCUAAUACAGCCAGCUUCUGUUCAUAAUAGUGUUGAUGGGAACAAGGUUGAAUGCUCUGUUGUUGAUAAUUUUUCCAAUUCUAGUCCAAGUAGAGAAAUCAGGGAUAUAUUUGGUCUUGAAGACUUUAACACAAUGCCUAAUAGGCCUGAGUCCAGAAGACAAAAUAUGAAUUCAGGUAGCCCAUUUGCAACAACAAGGCAGUGUUAUACAGAAGUUGAAUUCUGGCUGCGAAGUUUGGGGAUUCCAGAUGUUGACAAACAUGUGAGAAUAUUUGCUGAUAAUGGAGUUGAUUUGACAGAUCUUGAAUUUAUGUCAGCUUCCCAACUUCAUGACAUGGGAGUUACAGCUUUUGGAGCUUUAGAUAAAAUUCUUAAGGGUAUAAGGGACCUCAAAAACUUGCCUAUUACGCAAUUAGAAAGCAUUGAAGGUAAAAAGUUGCAGACAUCUUCUAUUGCUUGGGAAGAAGUUGACAGUACAAAGAAUAGGAAAUCUUUUGAAAGAUCACAAUUUAAGGCCAGUAAUGUAACAAAAAAGAACUCUUGCCAUUCUGACACAUUUGUAAAGGAUAAAAAUGGAGCAAGUGUGAUAGGUGGAACUGAUACAAGUAGAUGUAAUAGUGCCAUGUCUAAUGUUUCUGAAAGUACUGAUAUGAAAAAUUCUGCAAGGGGAGAUAAUCCUUCAUUUGCAGCAAGUACAAAAUCUAGUAGUGCCAAAUAUACAGAGAAGAGACCCCCAAGUGCUAAAAAUACUUCUAAGUCUAAAAAUAGUAACCAUUCACAAAAUAAAAAUGCAAAUACUUCUGAAACAAAACUCAAGAGAAAUAAUUCCUCUGCCUCUGAGAAACUUGGUUCAAAAUUGAACAACCUGGAAUCUAAACCAACAAAGGGCGUUUUAUUGAGACCCAGAAGUUCAUCAUUAACAAGAGAAUCUUCAAAAAACAAUCGUGAAUGUGCGAAGAAGGCUGAAGAUAAGAAAGAACCAAGACAGUUAAGGUCAAGGAGCAGAUCAGCAGAUGUUGUUAAAAGGAAAGCAUUAGAAGGUGUAAAUGCUGCUGCCAAAAAGUUUGAAGAGAAGAAGCUGAAGUGUAAGGAUAGUGAGAAGAGUUAUCCGCCUUGUGAUGAGAAACAGAAGCUACGGAGAGAUUUGAUGGCUGCCAGACAUAUUCAAAGGGAAAAAUUCAAAGAGAUGACAACAGCAGACGGCAACAGUUCAGAUAGUGAGGAUGAUUUACAAAAACAAGCACCUAGUGAAUUUGAUCAAGAUCAGGGUCUAGAGAAUCUUGUAACAGUGAAUAUACUGUCUCCUCCUGGGAAAUCAGAUCCUCGUGUGUCAUCCUCUCCACAUGAAGACAAGGGUAAAACGCAGGUGAUGAGACCUGACAUGAGGAGAAGUUUGAGAAGAAUUGAACAAGCUAGAAAAUUACAACAUGUUAAACCAUUACAACUUCAGCCACAGUCAGAUAUAGAGCCUCCUCUAUUGUCAACAUAUAAGAUAACAAACAAAGACAGAGAUAAAAGUCAGUCUGAGCAAGAGAGUGGUUACAGAACAGAUGCUUGUACAACAUACUCUAACAUUGAAGACAGAGUCUCUGAUAUACAAAGAAAGAUUAGAAGAUUAAAGUCUCGUGCAACAAGUGGAGAUGAUAUGACCUUGACCUUGGUUCGUGACCUUCAGGAACAGCUUGUACAUUUUGAAAGACAGCUCAAGGACAAGGACAGACAACAGGGGAACCUAAAUAAUGGCCUGGAGUCAAAGCAUGAAUCCAAUACUCCAAGGAUACCAAAACUAUCAGCUAGAAGAUUAUCAGUAGAUGAGAUAACGUUAUGUAACUCUAGUCCAGGGUCAGAACAGUUAGAUUACAGUAGAGGUAUGGUAGAUGGCGGUGCUAGUAAAACUUUAGGAGCAGAUGUCAGGAUGAGUAAGAGAGAACUUUUAGAUGAAAUGAAGAAAGAAAAACAACAACAUCAUAGACAAAUAAGACAGUUGCAAUGCGAGCUUCAGAAGUUCCGACAUUCAGACCCAGUCUCCAGUCUAGAGCUAGAUUAUACAGAUAUCAAUUAUAAACCAGAAGAUUUGAUAGGUGAAGGGACAUUUUCUCGUGUAUAUAAGGGUGAUUUUAAAGGAUCAGAGGUUGCUGUGAAACAGUUGAAAAUUCCCUUACAACAGGCAGAUAAAAACUAUUUUGCUGCAGAGGUUAGCCUAUUAAAGGAACUACGUCAUCCACGAGUGGUGUUGUUGAUUGGAGUAUGUACAUCAGGCAAGCUUCCAGUGAUGGUGCUUGAAUACAUGUCUCAUGGAAGCUUGUUUAACUACCUACAUAAUCCAGAUUGUGAUUCCCUGGACCACGCCCUUUAUUAUCAAAUCUCCAGAGAUAUUGCUCUAGGGAUGAAUUACUUACACAGUCAUAAACCAGAGGUUCUGCAUCUUGAUUUAAAAUCCAUGAAUGUUCUACUGUGUGACAGUCUGAGAGCUAAAAUUGCUGACUUCGGAUUUUCCAAACUAAGACUUGAUGCUGGGUUAAGAUCAGGUCGGAAAGUAAAGUCAAAGCCUAGUUGCAAUGCCGUCCCCUCGUGGAUGUCACCUGAACUCCUAGAUAAGGGGGAGAUAACUGGGAAAUCAGAUGUGUACAGUUUCGGUAUCAUAUUGUGGGAAAUGCUGACAAGAUGUUCUCCAUAUAAAGACUGUAGUGUUUUUCAGGUUUUGGAGAUGGUGAGAAAGAACAAAAGGCCUGAAAUUCCUGAUGGUACACCAGAGGGACUGGAUCAUCUUAUCAAGUUAUGUUGGGAUCCUAACCCAGCUAAAAGGCCUCAGUUCAAGGAUAUUUUACAAAUGCUGGAAAACCUUGCAUUUCCACCUGCAUGGAGAGAAUUAUUCCAGGAGGCAGGUGUACCAGAGUCUGCUCUUCAUGAUGUCCAGUCUACUCGCACCAUUAUUAGUCUAGUAACUGGUACACUAGAUUCUGGGAAAUCAGGGAUACUUCACAGCUUUCUAGUUGCCCACACUGGCAAGGGAAAUCACUCUGGGAGGAAAGACAAAGUUAAAACUGAAACAACCUACAGAAGUGAAGACAUUCAUACUAAGAAAAAGACAAAUAAUGUUAAAUCAAGUUCAAGAAGUUCAGCAAAAAGUUCAUCAAGGUCAUCUAAGAUUUCUUCCUUGGGUUCAAGUAGGUUAGGGGAUUGGGAUAGUGACACUGCCACUAGUGUCAGUGAGAAAACUUCCUGUGAUGAAUCAUCUGAAUUUACCUUGAAGAAUUUAAGAGAAAGUUCCAGUGAUGAUGAAAAUGAUGAUAAAUCCUAUAGCGAUGAGAGCUCCAUACUGACAUCUGAUGAUGAUAAUAUUUAUUCUAAAUCUAAAAUGAAGGCAAAUGUGCCUAAAACAGAAAUAAAUGUGGUAAUACCAAAUCUAGAGCUUUCACUGCAGUCUGUGAGAGAUGAGUUUAGAGCUGAAAGACAGAAAAUUUCUAAAGACACAGCAGACUGGGUCUAUGUUAGUCUUGAUGAUCGAACAGAUCGAAGUGAACAAGCUGAUAAUGAAAAUAAAAACAAAGUUAAAAAUCAAAGAGAUUACAACAGGGAUAUUGGAGACAUGAAGCUGAGGUUGUCAUCAAGCUUGAGUAAUAGAAGUCCAACACCACCUAGUCCUUUAAAAAUUGACACAUCUACCCUCAAUGAAUCUGCUAGGAGUAGGCGUAGAAGCAAAGCCAAAGAUUUGAAUCGCUACAGUGAAGAAUAUCUGAUGCGAGAGUCUUUUGAUAACAGAAGACCACCUUCUCCUGUAAAAAAGAAAUCACUUACAAAGAAAAUCCUCGAAAUUCCAGGAAGACAAUCUGGAAGUGAAAAUGUUGGUCUUUCAAGGAAUGAAGAUUUUGUUGAGAAUGUUGAACAGAAUCAGAAAAUUUACUCCAGUAUUAAGACAGAUUCUUUUGCUGAAAGAUCUUAUGACAGUUUCUUUGAUGUGGCUGUAAAAAGACCAUCUUUAAAUGGGGUCAGUGAAACACAGAAUGAAAUUUUCUUGUCUCAACGGCAAGCAAGUGAUGCAGGCUACCAUAAUAAAUCGGAAAAUACAAAUAUGAAUGAAGAUACAAGGAAAAAAGAGCAAGUAGAAUCUACAUAUAGCAAAACCAUCUCUAAAGAUAAUGAGAUUUGUGUUGAGGAUAUGGAGCAUGAAGUAAUGAGUGAAAGAAAUAGUGACAUCAAGAACCAUAUAGCUUCAGAUAAAAGUAUUAACAAUGGACAAAAUGCUGUCAAUAAAACACAAAUGGUAGAUGAACUUACCCUUCGAUUAAAGACACAGACACCUGAUAUCACAACUGAUAGACAAAAUCACAAUGACACUGAACAAAAGUAUACCUAUAAAAGUUUGUCAAAUAAAUCCAAUGAUCAAAAAUCAAAAGAAGCCAAGUCUCGACAUUCUGAAUUUGAAAAGGUAGACAGCAGAGAUAAAACAGAAAUAAAUAGUAGUAGAAUCAAAACAAAAAGGUCAGAGAUUGAACCUGUCAGCAAGGAGGUAAAACUAAGAAACAGUGAAUCUGAUGUAACAUGCAGGAAAAAUUCCUUGCCAAUGUUUGAUGUUUGUGAUAAUAGAAAUGGAUCUGUAAGCUCCAGGAGUGAUAAGAUUGGUAAUAACUAUAUUACUUCAGAAAGAUUGAUAACUAAAGAGGGAGACACUGAGAAGCAAAUGUCUAAUGAUUUGAAAAUUGAGGACAAUAAUAUUCAAAAAUCAAGUACAAACAAUGAGUUACAACAAAGAAGUACACAACAAACAGACACAUUUGAUUCUCUAGAAAUCAGAGAAUGUGAGAAUCGUAUUGGUAUUCAACAAGUCAAAGAAAGUUCAGAAUGCAUUUCGAAUCAUUUAAGCAAAUCAUUAGCUGGAAAGGAUUAUGUAUCACCAAGAGGUAAAGAUAAUGAUGGUAUAAGGGUAGUACUCAAUUCUAUGCUGGCUUCAAGGGAUAUGUCAUUGAGGGGUGCAGCAAACGGCGUUAAUCCAGAUUCUUUGGAUUCAAGUGCAACAUUGAGAAAUUGUACACAAAUGAAGGAUAAAUCAUGUGAUGCUAAUAAUGAUCAGGAUCUGAAAACUGUUGAACAAGAAAAAAUUAGAGUUAAACUGGACUUGACUGAGGUUGAUGAAAAGGAAAAGAAGAAAAAACCAGUAAUUACACCAAGAAGAAGUUUGAUGUUAAGUAGCAACUCUAUGAAAGUGACUGAGGCUACUGUCAACAGUAAGGAGAAUGCAAGUAAUGCUAAAUCUCUUCAAGAGAAAUCUACUAAUGACAAUGAUAUUGAAAAAAGUUCAAUAUUUAGAGCAGAGCAAGAACAAAAAGGUAGAAAGUCUCAGUCUUUGGAUGGAAAUUUUGAAAAAGAAAAGAAACGUGAUAGCGGGACAACACCAAAGAGGAGAUUACUACCAAAACAACGUGGUAGUCAGACUAGUUCUCAACCAGAAAUACUAGAUGAUACAGUCGAACAACCAAAGAAAUUAGAAUAUGAGAUAGAAAAAGUUCAAAGUCCAAAGAAAAAUACAAUAAGAGUUACUCUCGGGAAAGAUCCGCUAGCUCCUAAAAGAGUGCCUGAUUCAUCAUCUCAGAAAAAAGAUGUCCCAUUACUUACAAGAGAUCUUUCAUCACCAAUACCACCUCCUCCCCCUCCUCCACCUGUACAGGUUACCAAGUCAGUUUCCCUUGUAAGAAGAAGUGUACAGAACAUUGCACCACGAGGCAGUAUGGCCGAUGAACUAAAAUCUAGACUAAAUAAAAGGCAAAGUGUUUCUGAGGGAAUGCUUCGUGGCAACAAAUCAUCUGGAAGUAAUGUCUUUACAAAGCAGUUGCCAGGACAGCCUGGGAAAGAUAUACUUGUUCCCGGGGAGAAUAAUGGGGCACCAAAAUUGAUGAAGAUUUCUGAGAUGAGUGACUCACUUACUCCCCAACAAUCUGACGGGUUACCAUCAUUUGUUCUUCAGUCUAUGGAGUUACAGGAUCAGAAGGACAAUUUAAGAUCUAUUUCCAAACCUCAUCCCCAUCAACUAGACGAUCUUAGCAAUGCAAGUCAGGAACAACUAACCUCAAUUGCAGAUAUUCUAAAGAAGGCGGUGAUGGGACGUCGUCUAGCCAUGAAGGAAGAUGGUGACAGUGUCUCCCAAAGUCUAGAAUCUGCAGCUACUGGUUGGUCUAUAGACCUGUAGAGACAUAGAGAAGGGAGUUUAACAGAUUUGUCAGUGCUGUCAUCUUAUGCUUGCGAAACAUAAACACAUUUAUUUAUGUAGAAGUGUUUUUGUUCCUAUUUUUCAAGUUUGAUGCCAUACUUUGUUUUACUCUUGUUAUUGGAAUCUUUUUCUUUUGAAAUUUAGAACUGUGUUAGUUUUGGUCAUGGAGACAUGUGGUACUAUUGUAGUUCAUGUAGAGAGAAUAAUUAGUGGUGUUUAAUGUUGCCUGGUCUUGAAAGAUUAAGAUGAUUUUAGCUCGCCAUUUUAUUUAAUACGUUAGAGCUAGUAUUUGUUAAAGAUUAUAGAUCUUGACUUUAUGAUAAGGUAUAAAAGGCAAGAUACGAAAAAAUAAUUUCUGUAGCUCUCUUUUAGGUGUUCUUCAUAUGUAAGGCUUAGAGGCUACAUUAUUGUGUAUUAUCUAAAACUGUAAAAACAAAACUUAUAUUUUAAAGAUGUAUGCAUUACAUGUCAAUGUAAUUUGCUUGACAUUUUCACACAUAAUUUGUUAUCUUUAUUAUUGUAUCACAAUUCCCACUACUCAAUUUUGUAAAUAAAAAAAAAUAACACAAGUUAACUUUAAAAAGUAUUGAAGUUGUAAAGAAUUCUUUAUAGAAAGGAGAAAGAUUUAUAGUUUUUCACUUUUUUAUAUGCAUUGUAUAUAAACCAUUGGGAGAUUACUUUGUUAUAUUGGCAUAUAUUAAUUUAUUGCACUUGUUAGUAACAAUUGUAGCACAGGUAUUUAUUUAUUCAUUUGUUGUAUUGUUUUGUACACAAAGAUACAAUUAUUUAUUGUUUGUUGUCGGACUGUGUUCACAUAUAUAUGUGUACAUAAGGGGAUUAAUUCAGACUAAAUCAAUCUGGUAAUUUAUUACUUUGUAAUAUUGUAAUUUUAAGUGUAUGAAGCUAUAUAUUCUUUCGUAGUAGUUUAUAAAAUUAUUGUUUGAAGAAUACUUACAAAAUACCUGAAUGAAAGAAAUAUAUUUUUAUUUUCUCAAUAAGUUAGUAGCACAUGCACGAAAUCCUAACUAAACAGUAAAAAUACUACUUAUAAAAGCAGGAUUAUAUUUCGUUCAGGAAUAUUUUUAUUCUGUGUCCCUACACUAUUCAUGUGUGUUAAAUGAAAUAGUCAUUCUAUGUUAUGAUUAUAUUAAGAACCAACCAUAAGCUUAUGGAAACAACAUAAUUUUACUAUUAAUAAAUGUUCAUAAUAAUACCUCUAUACAGUUUUAUACUUUAAAUAUGUUUUUCAUAUCCUGAAACAAAUCACGAGAUUUUUAGAAUUAAUAAUAAGAAGCAAAAACUUGAAACUUUUGAUAUAUUCAUAGCACAUUAUUUUUUCGAUUGUAUUACUAUGGUUUUCUACAGAUUGGUUGGUCUGAAAAUUGUAUUUGGCUGGGCAGAGAAAGACAAUUUUGAGACUAGCGAUAAAACUGCCUUGCAUCAAACUGUUGAUUUACACUGCACUUUGUGAAACGUCCAAUCCCUACAUCAUAUAUACAUUACAUGUAGUAUAAUAUCUCAAAGGAUAUGUUAUUAGGACUAUGAUGUGCAGUGUAUCUCUUUUUUGUUAACAAUUGACAUACAUUCCUAGUUGUUAAAAUGAUUUUAUGUGAUUUUGACACGAUGGUAAGUGGAAUAUGAAAAAAGGAAUCCUCCAUGACGCAAAAUGAGAUAAUGUUACUUGAAUCUUAUUUUACACAUGAUCUGUUAAACCUUUAAAAUAGAUGGCUACAAAUAUUAAGUUAAAAUCAUUUUCAAAAAUAUUGUUUGUUAACUUAUUUCUCAGUAAUGAUUCAUUAAAAUACCAGUCGUUAAGUAAUUGAGCAUUAUUUUGUUAAGAAGUUUGCUUUUAUACAAUCACAGUUAUAUCAAUAUGUAUAAUGUGUUAUAAUUUCUGGCAUUGAUUUUUUAACCAGAGGGGGAGGGAGGGGUCGUAAAAUUUUGCCAUGGGGUAAUGCGUAUCCCAAAGAGGGUUUGGCAUUUGUUUGGUUCUACUCCCUCUCACUGAAUCCACGCAUUAAUUAACAUCACUGUGUGAUUGUUAAAUAGUCCCAAAUUCUAUCUAUUGUCACCUUUUAGAAAUGUUUAAUUAACUUAUUAUUAAAAAUUGAAGAAACGACCAUUCUAAUGAGGUUUAUAUUUAUAUAAACAUAUCUUAUAGUUUCCCUUUUUGUUUGGAAAGAAAAAGUGUGAUCCCCCGAAAGCAUUAAUUACAAAAAAAUAAUGUGAAAAUUGCAGACUCUGAUUGAUUGAGUCUGUACAUGAGGAAAAAAUUGCAACAUCCCUCUCGCCCCCCAGCACCGACUAACAUGAUACUCUAUUUUCAAUACAUAAAGUGUUGAAACCAGUGAUCCUGAAGGUCAAGAAAAAGAUAACAGCACUGUACAGGGCAACUUUUUACAGCUGCCACUUGGCUCUUGACAACUGAAAAUAUUAUUGAUAUUAUUAUUUUAUUACAAUUAUUAAGAUUUGUGCCCAUUUCAAGCAUUUUCUAAAUGUAGUUUGAAUAUUUUUUUAGGGCAAAGUGCUUUCCUUCUUUAUCAAGGUGAAAUUUACAGUCUUAUUUCUCUCCGUCCAAUUAUUUACAUAUCAUUUAGAGGAACAAAUAUAUUGUAUUUUGACGAUUUAUAUUUUUACUGUCUGUAGCUAGACAUUCUUGUGAUAAGUUUUUUUUAUUUUUUGUUUUAAUUUUAUCUGACAAUGCUAGAAUAAAUAAAUAUAUAAUAACUUUAAUGUUUGUGCCUUAGUGUUUGUUAGCUCAACUGAACACAUUAAGCUUAGUGGUCAGCUUUUUGUGUUGUCAAAAAAGCCGAGACAAGUUUUACUUUUGUAACAUAAACUCAUUUUAUCAGCAAAAAAAUCCCUCUUGCUUAAGCAUAUUUUAAUUUUUGGGCUUCACACUGAACUGUAACAUUCAAUGAUCACAAUCUGCUUUUGGAAUGCAUAG
Messenger RNA from Ruditapes philippinarum (Manila clam), 10435 nucleotides. RefSeq lists its product as uncharacterized. The record is from RefSeq and is a predicted model, not a curated record. NCBI's taxonomy places the organism in Eukaryota, Metazoa, Mollusca, Bivalvia, Venerida, Veneridae. Bases 211 to 7467 code for a protein of 2418 amino acids. Gene Ontology annotation, molecular function: protein kinase activity; protein binding; ATP binding. Gene Ontology annotation, biological process: protein phosphorylation. The transcript has 18 exons.